AUGCUGACCAAGAAGAACCGGUACAUACAUAAUGAUACUAUUAUAGUGGAAGGUAACUGUAGUGCGGUCAUUCAACGCAUCCUUCCCUUAAAGCACAAAGAUCCUGGAAGUGUCACUAUACCGUGUUCCAUUGGCGAGGUUGUUGUAGGUAAAGCUCUCAUAGACUUGGGAGCUAGUAUCAAUUUAAUUCCUUUCUCCAUGUGCCAGCGACUUGGAGAGCUAGAGAUAAUGCCCACAUUCAUGACCCUCCAGUUAGCUUAUCACUCCAUCACAAGGACAUAUGGAGUGAUUGAAGAUGUCUUGGUGAAGGUCAAGUAUCUGAUUUUUCCAGCUGAUUUCGUCGUGAUGGAUAUAGAAGAGGACUUUGACAUUCCUCUUAUUCUUGGACAUCCAUUCAUGUCUACCGCAAGCUGCAUGGUAGACAAGGGAAAGAAGAUGCUGCAAAUGGGCAUAGAAGAUCAGAAAAUCAGCUUUGACCUGUUCCAUAAAGAUAAAGAUCCACCUAACCGAAAUGUUUGUUUGAAGGUUCAUGUGAUGGAGGAAAAGAGACCUGAGAAAAAGGUUCUGGAAGUAGGAACCUUGUUGGACCCUAGAUAA
Glycine soja is the source of this 597-nucleotide messenger RNA. RefSeq lists its product as uncharacterized. The record is from RefSeq and is a predicted model, not a curated record. The transcript has a single exon. Lineage: Eukaryota; Viridiplantae; Streptophyta; Magnoliopsida; Fabales; Fabaceae. The coding region runs from base 1 to 597 and encodes 198 amino acids.